Aspergillus aculeatus ATCC 16872 is the source of this 711-nucleotide messenger RNA. RefSeq lists its product as uncharacterized. NCBI's taxonomy places the organism in Eukaryota, Fungi, Ascomycota, Eurotiomycetes, Eurotiales, Aspergillaceae. Bases 1 to 711 code for a protein of 236 amino acids. The record is from RefSeq and is a predicted model, not a curated record. The transcript has 3 exons.
AUGGGUCCACCGAUCAAGGGCCGGGAGAAGCGGACUGCUGUCACGUAUUCAUUCCUCAGCCAUCACACGGACGCUUCUGCCACAGAAUUGGGCAGCGAUCUACGAGUUGACAAGGGUGUUGAGGAUGUCCUAAAGGAGCAUGGCGUGGCACUCAACACGAUUGACGAGACCAUCUGGAGUCAUGCACAAAUCGAUCACAUCAGACAGGCCUCCCUUCUCAACUGGGGUACUAAAUUGGUCGUUGGACCCGGAAUCAAGGAGGCCCUCUACUCCGGUCUGCCCUUCGUGAAGGAAGCCCCUAUUUGGCAGCACGAGUUCCUCGGUCGGAAAGUGGAAGGACUUAGACCGUAUGAAUUCAACCUGGAGAUCGGAGGCCUCAAAGCGCUCGACUACUUCAACGAUGGCAGUUUCGAUCUCCUCUCCGCGCCAGGACAUGCCCUCGGUCAUCUUGAAUGCCCUGGCCCGCACCACCGAGGACACCUUCAUCUAGUUCGCAGGGACAGCGUCGACCAGCUUUCGGCACUGUGGACCCCUUCACCCUCUGACCUUUCCAAAUAUGUGCACGUGCCGAGUCGCAGUUGCCCCGGUGCCGCGCUCCGCGCAAGGGCAAAAAGUCCCAAGCCAGAACAUCGCAGCGAGGCGCCGUCGUUGGAGAAAGAGGCUGCUGCUCGCGAGAUCCUCCCGCCACAAACCUCCAAGGUCUACAUUUGA